This is a messenger RNA of Telopea speciosissima, 1101 nucleotides long. Its product is annotated as soluble inorganic pyrophosphatase 1-like. Gene Ontology annotation, molecular function: inorganic diphosphate phosphatase activity; magnesium ion binding. Bases 159 to 848 code for a protein of 229 amino acids. Gene Ontology annotation, biological process: phosphate-containing compound metabolic process. The transcript has 8 exons. Gene Ontology annotation, cellular component: cytoplasm. Lineage: Eukaryota; Viridiplantae; Streptophyta; Magnoliopsida; Proteales; Proteaceae. The record is from RefSeq and is a predicted model, not a curated record.
UAUUAAACCACUAUUAUAUGCAAUUGGAAGCUAUACCUUAAUACAAAUACUUUUGUUGCUGAAAUACAGAUCCCUUCCUCACUCAAUGUGCAUGCAUUAACCCCUAAAUUUAAUGACCAGAAACCCUGACUCCAUUGUUUGAUGUCUUUGUUCCUGUUAUGAUAACCUCGUAUACCAUGUCUCUGUCCUUUAUCCCUUUUCAGGAAAUGAGUGAGGACGCAAACGGAGAUGGAGGUCAACCUAAACGCCCAGUUCCUCGUCUGAAUGAGAGGAUCCUUUCAUCACUCUCAAGGAGAUCCGUUGCUGCACAUCCUUGGCAUGAUCUUGACAUUGGACCUGGAGCUCCUCAAAUUAUCAAUGUUGUUGUUGAGAUUUCCAAAGGAAGUAAAGUCAAAUAUGAACUCGACAAGAAGACAGGGCUGAUAAAGGUUGAUCGUGUCCUAUACUCAUCGGUGGUUUAUCCUCACAAUUAUGGAUUCAUCCCCCGCACACUAUGUGAAGACAAUGACCCAAUGGACGUUUUGGUCAUCAUGCAGGAACCAGUUGUUCCAGGUGCUUUUCUCCGAGCCAGGGCCAUUGGACUCAUGCCUAUGAUUGAUCAGGGAGAGAAAGAUGACAAAAUCGUCGCAGUAUGUGCUGAUGAUCCAGAGUAUCGUCACUACACUGACGUCAAACAGCUUCCCCCUCAUCGUCUGACAGAGAUAAAGCGUUUCUUUGAAGAUUACAAAAAGAACGAGAACAAAGAGGUUGCAGUUGAUGAAUUUUUGCCUGCAGAAACUGCUCAUGAAGCUAUUCGGUAUUCCAUGGACCUUUAUGCUCAGUAUAUCAUGCAGACUUUGAGGCGAUAGGAGUACUGGGUGCAAUCAUUUAUCUGAAAUAAACCAUUCAACUUAUUGAAAGGAAAUGAAGAGAUUACGAAUUUCGUCAAUAAAUUUUGUAUUCACAGCUAUGCUGAUGUUUUUAUUUUGGUUAAACAACUCUAUGGAGUGGGAAAAAAAGUUAUUUUUUUGUUUAAUUUGGUUCUGCUGAAAUUCACAUUGGAUUUGUAACCUGGAGAUUGACACUUUAUUAUGUCAAUCUUUUUUAAGCUUAUGACUUAAU